This is a messenger RNA of Megalops cyprinoides (Indo-Pacific tarpon), 4780 nucleotides long. RefSeq names its product UDP-glucose glycoprotein glucosyltransferase 2 (gene uggt2). The transcript is spliced from 41 exons. Gene Ontology annotation, cellular component: endoplasmic reticulum. Gene Ontology annotation, molecular function: UDP-glucose:glycoprotein glucosyltransferase activity. Bases 1 to 4626 code for a protein of 1541 amino acids. Lineage: Eukaryota; Metazoa; Chordata; Actinopteri; Elopiformes; Megalopidae. The record is from RefSeq and is a predicted model, not a curated record.
AUGGCAGCGGCCAGUCAAACCGGGCAUUUAAAAAUGAGAUGCUGCCUUUUACUGUUGGGCUUCCUGCUGCAGUGUUAUGACACCCAUGCCAAAACCAAAGGCGUGACUGCCAGUUUAAAUGCCAAGUGGCCAAUGACCCCUCUUUUGCUAGAGACAAGUGAGUUUAUUGCAGAAGAUGGUGAUGAAAAAUUCUGGCAGUUUGUUGACACUGUGAAAGAAUUAACAGUCUACAGGAAUGGUGAAUCCAUCCGCUCUUAUUAUAACCUCAUCAUCAAGAAGGCUGGCCAGUUUGUUACUGAUCUGCAAACCAGUCUCCUUAAAUUUGCCCUGGCUUUGAGAGCCUACUCACCUGCUGUGCACGCCUUUCAACAGAUAGCCAAUGAUGAGCCGCCACCUGAGGGAUGCUCCGCCUUUGUCUCCAUCCACGGUCAGCACACCUGCAGUACCAAGGAGGUGAAGAAGCUGCUGAAGACAGCAGCAGGCAGAUCAAAACCAUACCUCUACAAGAUCGAUCACAAAUACCCAGGUGUCAAUGCGACGGAUCUGCCAGUGGCUAUCCUCUACGCUGAAAUCGGCACCAAGAGGUUCAACACCUUCCAUAAGCUGCUGUCUGAGAAGGCCAGAGAGGGGAAACUCGCCUACAUCCUACGCCACUUUGUUGCGCCACAGGAUGGGGAGGUGAAAAAGAUGCGUCUGUCUGGAUAUGGCGUUGAACUGGCCAUCAAAAGCACAGAAUACAAAGCUGUGGAUGACACACAAGUAAAAGAUUCAAAGGCCACAGUGAACACUGAAGAUGAUGACAGUGAUGAAGUCCAGGGCUUCAUUUUUGGGAAAUUAAGAAAGGCCCACCCACAGUUACGGGAACAGCUGGGAGAGCUACAGAAACACCUGCUGGAGAGCAGCAACGACAUGGCCCCUUUGAAAGUGUGGGAGCUGCAAGAUCUAAGUUUCCAGGCAGCUGCCAGGAUUAUGUCUGCAUCCAAGUUUGAUGCCCUGAAGUUAAUGAGAGACAUCAGUCAGAAUUUUCCCACUAAAGCCAGAUCACUGACGAGAGUGGCCGUAAACCAGGAAAUGAGGAAAGAAAUCGAGGGAAAUCAAAAGGCCCUGAGCGAUUCGUUUGGGAUUCAGCCAGGAGACGCUGGUCUGUUCAUUAACGGCCUCCACAUUGAUCUGGACAUUCACAACCCAUUCAGCAUCUUGGACAUCAUCAGAGGAGAAGCCAGGGUCCUGGAGGGCCUCCAUAACCUUGGCGUGAAGGGUGAGGACCAGAGCAAGCUGCUGAGGCUGCCUGUUCAUCCCCUGGAGGACAGCUUUGCCCUGGACAUCCGCCACUCUGCCAUAAUGUGGAUCAAUGACAUUGAGAGGGACUCCACGUACCGUAACUGGCCCUCCAGCCUCCAAGAGCUCCUUAGGGCCACUUUCCCUGGAGUCAUACGGCAGAUCCGACGCAAUCUCUUCAACCUGGUCCUGUUUCUGGACCCCGUACACGAGGACGCGGUGGAGCUGGUGAGAUUGGCUGAGCUCUUCUACUCUCACAAGGUCCCCCUCAGGAUUGGAUUUGUAUUUGUCGUCAACACUGACGACAAAGUGGACGGUCACCUGGAUGCCGGAGUGGCGCUCUUCAGAGCGCUGAACUACAUUGCGGAAGAGUAUGACUUCUCACAGGCUUUUAUGUCCAUGGUUGCUAUGUACAACAAGGUAGAGACAGGAGAACCUCUGUCUGUUGAGACAGUCGCUGCCUAUCUGAAGAGGAAGUAUCCGAAUGCCAAUGUUCCCAAAAUCUUUGGGGUGGAUUCUAUGUAUGAUGAUAAAAGAAAGGCUGGAGGGGUGUUCUACAAGAAGAGCGGGCUGGGUCCCCUCCCUCUGGCUCUCUUUAACGGGGUUCCCCUCAGGAGCGAGGAGAUGGACCCUGAGGAGCUGGAGACUAUUCUUCUCCAACGUAUCAUGGAUGCCACUAACUUCUUCCAGAGGGCCAUCUUCAUGGGUCAGCUGAGCGACGAGGCAGAUGUGGUGGACUUCCUGAUGGAUCAGCCCAAUGUGGUGCCCCGAAUGAACCCCCUCAUUCUGAGCACAGACAGGAAGUACCUGGAUUUCACCGCCUCUCCAGUUGUGAAUGACUGGGAUGACAUGACUACGUUCUCUUUUCUGGACUCCAAGGACAAGACUGCUCUAGUCUCCAACAACAUGAAAUAUUUAACCAAGACUGAUGAGGAAAUGAUUUAUGGAGUGACCAUCUGGAUCAUUGCGGAUUUUGACAAGUCACCAGGGAGGAGGCUGCUUCUUAACGCACUGAAACAUACGAAGCCCAGCUCUAACGCACGCGUCGGGGUGGUCAUUAACCCUGCCCAUAAGCUGACGGAGGAGAACACAGCAGUGACCAGGGCCAUCUGGGCGUCGCUUCUCACGCAGACGAGCAAGGACACGUUCAGCUUUGUCCAGAAGCUCCUCAAAGAUGAGAACAUCCAGCUGCUUCAGCAGGGAACCAAGAUGAAGGAUUUACUUCUAAAGGGGAUGGAUCACGACAGCUUUGAGAAGAAGUUCAACACCCUGGAGCUGGGGUUCCUCCGCAGCCAGGAGCUUUUCUGCCGGGACGUCCUGAAGCUGCCUGCGGGACGGAGGGCUGUAGUCAGCAACGGCAGGAUUUUGGGCCCGUUGGAGGAGGAGGAGGACUUCAGUGUGGAGGAUUUCCAUUUGCUGGAGAAGAUAACGCUCAGCACUUCAGCGGAGAACAUCAAAGUUCAAAUCAAACAGACUAGAACAAAGGCAAAGCAGGCCAGUGAUUUAAUCAUGAAAGUGGACGCCCUUCUGUCUGCAGCGCCCAAAGGAGAGGCCAGGAGGGAUGUCAAGAUCCCCAAGGACAAAUUAAGUGUGCUGCAUCUCUCUCCGCGUGAGAAUGAAGUGUUCUACGACGUCAUCGCCAUAGUCGACCCUGUUACCCGGGAGGCCCAGAAGAUGUCAUCACUGCUAAUUGUGCUGGGUCAGGUGGUCAAUAUGAACCUGCGGGUGUUUAUGAACUGCAGAGCAAAGCUGUCUGAGAUGCCCCUGAAGAGUUUCUACCGCUUUGUGCUGGAGUCGGACGUGACGUUCCUGGCCAAUGACACCAUGUCGCCCGGCCCAGUGGCCCGCUUUGCAGAGAUGCCUGACUCCCCUCUGCUCACCCUGAACAUGAUCACCCCAGAGAACUGGAUGGUGGAGGCUGUGAGGAGUUCCUACGACUUGGACAACAUCCACCUGCAGGAGGUCAGUAGCAUGGUGACGGCAGAAUACGAGCUGGAGUACUUGCUCCUGGAGGGCCACUGCUUUGACCUGUCCACAGGUCAGCCACCCCGGGGCCUGCAGUUCAUCCUGGGGGUGAAACAGAACCCCCUUAUGCAGGACACCAUCGUCAUGGCCAACCUGGGCUACUUCCAGUUAAAGGCCACCCCUGGAGCCUGGGUCCUUAAGCUACGUGAGGGGAGGUCUGAAGAGAUCUAUCAGAUACUUGCUCAUGACGGUACAGACUCCCCAGCAGAGGCUGGCGAUGUCAUUGUGGUCCUCAACAGCUUCCGCAGCAAGAUCAUCAAAGUCAGGGUGCAGAAAAAGGCCGACAAAAUUGGCGAGGACCUCCUCAGUGAUGACACCGAAAGUAAAGGACUGUGGGAGUCCAUCACAAGUGUGUGGAGCUUCUUGGAGAGAAGCCUCACAGGCGGGUCCAGCUCAGAGGAUAGCGAGAAGAGUAAGGAGGACGUGCUGAACAUCUUUUCUGUGGCUUCAGGACAUUUGUAUGAGCGCUUUCUGAGGAUAAUGAUGCUGUCUGUUCUACAGCACACCAAAACUCCUGUCAAGUUCUGGUUCCUCAAGAACUACCUUUCCCCUUCCUUCAAGGAGUCCAUUCCUCUCAUGGCGCAGGCCUAUGGUUUCAGCUAUGAGCUGGUUCAGUAUAAGUGGCCGCGGUGGCUGCACCAACAGACCGAGAAGCAGCGGAUCAUCUGGGGCUAUAAGAUCCUCUUCCUGGAUGUGCUUUUCCCCCUGGCCGUGGACAAGAUCAUCUUUGUAGAUGCUGACCAGAUUGUUAGGGCAGACCUUAAGGAGCUAAGAGACCUGGACUUGGAGGGUGCCUCCUAUGGAUAUACCCCUUUCUGUGACAGCAGGAAGGAAAUGGAUGGCUACCGCUUCUGGAAGUCAGGUUACUGGGCCUCACACCUGGGGAACAGGAAGUACCAUAUCAGUGCGUUGUAUGUGGUCGAUCUGAAGAAGUUCAGGAAAAUAGCUGCAGGGGACAGAUUGCGUGGGCAGUACCAAGCCCUGAGCCAGGAUCCCAACAGCCUGUCCAACCUGGACCAGGACCUCCCCAACAACAUGAUCCACCAGGUGGCGAUAAAGUCCCUGCCCCAGGAGUGGCUGUGGUGUGAGACCUGGUGUGACGACACCUCAAAGUCGGCCGCUAAGACCAUCGACCUGUGUAAUAACCCCAAGACCAAGGAGCCGAAGCUGGCAGCCGCCAUGAGGAUCGUGCCGGAGUGGGCGGAGUACGACGCGGCCGUCAAAAACCUGCUGAGGAAGGCCCAGGAGCAGAGAGCCGGGGGGGCGGAGCCUCAGCCCUCACCGUCGCCACAGAGCGGAGGCCCUCAGCGUGAUGAGCUUUAGCGUCUGUUCCAGGAACUACUGAACAGGGAGAAGCUACAAGUUUGCACCUGAUCCACCUGUGGAGCUUGAAGAUUUCUGCUUGUGUAGAUCUACAUGUACGUGAUGCUGAGAUGUACAGCAAAGAUGUGAGGAACCCUGGGCUGGAAGUGUCAAA